Molecule: messenger RNA, 3053 nt
Organism: Rhinichthys klamathensis goyatoka
Lineage: Eukaryota; Metazoa; Chordata; Actinopteri; Cypriniformes; Leuciscidae
Product: cadherin-22-like
Exons: 11
Coding region: 53-2449 (798 amino acids)
Biological process (GO): cell morphogenesis; calcium-dependent cell-cell adhesion; multicellular organism development
Cellular component (GO): plasma membrane; catenin complex; adherens junction
Molecular function (GO): cadherin binding; calcium ion binding
Source: RefSeq, a predicted model, not a curated record
CUGAACGAGUUUCUAACUUCUGCCCCAUGUAGAGACGAGAGAGUUUUCAAACAUGGCUCCCCACUGGAGAGGAGGAGCUCAGGUUUUGGCAGUGACUCUGGGAAUUUUGCAGUGCUGUGGAUGGCUGUCCGGUCAGACCAUAAGGACUAGUGUUGGGAUGACAGAAAGAGGUCCUGAGCAAUGGGCGAUGUCUCAUGAAAGGGUGAAGAGAGGAUGGGUUUGGAAUCAGUUUUUCGUUGUGGAGGAAUACACCGGGACGGAGCCACUUUACGUUGGAAAGAUCCAUUCCGACUCGGAUGAAGGGGACGGCUCUAUUAAGUACACCAUCUCUGGAGAGGGAGCAGGCACUAUAUUCAUCAUAGACGAGGUCACCGGUGACAUUCACGCCACGGAGAGAUUAGACCGCGAGGAGAAGACCUUCUACACCCUGCGAGCUCAAGCACGAGACCGUCUGACUGACGGGCCGCUUGAACCCGAGUCAGAGUUCGUCAUCAAAGUCCAGGACAUCAACGACAGCGAGCCCAAGUUCCUGGAAGGUCCCUACGUCGGAAGUGUGGCAGAACUCUCUCCUAUUGGGACGUCAGUGAUGAAGGUUAUUGCCUCGGACGCUGAUGACCCGACCUAUGGAAGCAGCGCUCGGAUAGUUUACAGCGUCCUGGACGGAGAGAGAUUCUUUACUGUUGACCGACAAACCGGAGUGAUCCGGACAGCCGUGGCGGAUCUCGAUCGGGAGACGCAGGACCGUUAUGAGCUGGUUGUCAAGGCAACGGAUAUGGCGGGCCAAAUGGGUGGUCUUUCUGGUUCUACCACUGUGACCAUAGUGAUCACGGAUGUUAAUGACAACCCUCCACGCUUCCCUCAGAAGAUGUAUCAGUUUUCGGUCUCUGAGGGUGCGGGCGUUGGGACGCCUCUUGGCCGGGUGAUCGCGACAGAUGCAGACAUGGGUGAGAAUACGGAUAUGAGUUACCUGAUCAAAGAUGAGGAGGGGGGAGAGCUGUUCAGGGUCUCGACCGAUGGAGACACACAAGAGGCCGUCAUCACCAUCAAAAAGCCUCUGGACUUUGAGAACAAGCGCACACAUAAUGUGGUCGUAGAGGCUGUAAACAAACACGUGGACCCUCGUUUCGUGGAUCUCGGGUCUUUCCGGGACCAAACCAUCGUGAGGGUCAGCGUGUCGGAUGUGGAUGAGCCUCCCAUCUUCAUCCCUCCGGCCGGCACCGUCAUGGAGGUUCAGGAAGACGCUCGGAUGGGUGCGCUGGUGGGAAUUGUGACUGCAAAGGAUCCGGAUAUGGAUAACGUCCCCGUCAGGUUCUCCAUAGACAGAAGCACAGACGAGGAGCAGAUCUUUAACAUCGAUCCUGUAACAGGUGCUAUCACUCUGGGAAAGAUCCUGGACCGAGAGACAGCCGGCUGGCACAACAUCACGGUUUCAGCGGUGGAAGCAGAUAACCAGUCCAUGUCGUCUCAGUCGGCGGUGAGCAUCCGAAUCCUGGACGUGAACGACAACCCUCCCGAACUCGCCACUCCUUACGAGGCUUCAAUCUGCGAGGACGCCAAGCCUGGCCAGCUUAUUCACACCAUCAGCGUAGUGGACAGGGAUGAACCGCAGUCUGGACAUCGCUUCUACUUCACGCUGGCACCCGAAGCCUCCAGCAACCGACACUUUACACUGUGGGACAUCAAGGACAACACAGCCGGCAUCAGAACGCAGCGGUCCGGGUUUAACCGUCAGGAGCAGAACGUGUACCUGUUGCCCAUCCUGGUGGUGGACAGUGGCCCUCCGGCCCUCAGCAGCACGGGGACCCUCACCAUACACGUGUGUGGCUGUGACCCGGACGGGGCCAUUCAGUCCUGCAACGCCACGGCGUACGUCAUGUCCACUGCGCUCAGCCCUGGAGCUCUCAUCGCACUGCUGGUGUGCAUCCUCAUUCUCAUCGUCCUGGUGCUGCUGAUCUUGACCCUCAAACGUCACAGGAAGGGCCAGCGCAUGUCCGAAGAUGAGGAGGACAUGCGCGACAACGUCAUCAAAUACAACGACGAGGGCGGCGGAGAGCAAGACACCCAGGCGUACGACAUGAGCGCCCUGCGCAACCUCUACGACUUUCCAGAGGUCAAAAGCUCGGAUUCUGGCCCUGACCUGCGCUCCGUCCCUCAGUGGAUCCAAAACAGAGUGGUAGGAGACGGCGGGCCGGCCGACUUCACGGUUUUCAAAGGCUACAUACGCAAGAAGGUCGAGCAAGCGGACGCGGACUUAUCGGUGCCGCCUUACGACUCGUUCCAGACUUACGCUUUCGAGGGCAGCAGCUCGCCGGCUCUCUCGCUGAGCUCCAUCCGUACGCUAUCCACAACCUCAGAGCAGGACUUCUCAUACCUCAGCGAUUGGGGGCCGCGCUUCAGGCAGCUGGCGGGCUACUACGCCCCGGCCCAAGCUGAAGAAGAGGGGUCCUAGCACCAUGCUCUCCCCUGAUCCGCUCUCAGAGACCCUACUGUCCCGGUCCUGGAGUCGUUUUCCUCCCUGACGCUUUCGCCCACAGUUCCGCAGUGACGUUUGUUGGAUCCCGGUUAGUCCGGAGAGAUUUAAUGUCACCCGUUACACUUUGCAAAGUGACUUCUUGUCUUGUAGAAAAGUUCAGGACAAAUAUUGAAGGAGAAGAGCAUUAGGCCGGGUGCUGGGCAAACCUCCAACAUCUUCUCACCUGUCAGAGAGAGCAAGAAGAAGCGGGGCCGUGCCAUAUGCACUACUCAAAACUCCCUUUGUUUCAGGUUGGGUUUUUUUUUGUGUGGUUUCUUUGCCCAUCUGUGGAAAUAAGGACUUUAACUCACUGAGAUCUGGAGGAAGACAAUGGAAAUGUCUUUUUAAAAACCAACAUUUAAAAAAACCUUAAAUAAAUAUGUAUUUAUUUAAAGAAAAAAAAGAAAAAAGAAAAGAAAAAGUAAAACAAUAUUUAUGUAUUUAUUGCUUUCUAUUUAUUUAUUUAUCCAUCCUGGCAAUGGACUGAAAUAGAAAAAAAUGGACAUCAUUUUUGAAGAAUAUUGAAGUUGUCAGGGUGACA